AAAGAAGAGAAGUCUCUCUUUCCACGUUUCGGUUCCAAAAUCUCUCUCUGUUGGUGUUUCCUCCAACUUCACAUCCGAUUUCCCCAGCAAUUUGCACUGUUUUCCGCAACGAUCAUCGCCGACACUUUUCACCGGAAAAAAUGGAGUCCCCGCCGUCGACGACGGCGGCGAACUCUCUCCAUCUCGAAGAUUUCGGUCAGAAGGUCGAUCUCACUCGGAGGAUCCGAGAGGUUCUACUGAAUUAUCCAGAGGGCACUACCGUGUUGAAGGAGUUGAUACAGAACGCCGACGACGCUGGUGCCACCAAGGUUUGCCUUUGCUUGGACCGCCGGGUUCACGGCACCGAGUCGUUGUUGUCGGAGAAGUUGGCGCAGUGGCAGGGACCGGCGUUGUUGGCAUAUAACAAUGCCGAGUUUACUGAGGAUGAUUUUGUUAGUAUAUCGAGGAUCGGAGGCAGUAGCAAGCACUCUCAGGCUUGGAAAACUGGUCGGUUCGGGGUUGGCUUCAAUUCAGUGUACCAUCUAACUGAUUUGCCCUCUUUUGUAAGUGGCAAAUAUGUGGUAUUAUUUGAUCCUCAGGGCGUUUACCUUCCAAAUGUCUCCACAGCAAAUCCUGGAAAGCGAAUCGAGUAUGUUAGUUCUUCAGCCAUCUCCCUGUAUAAAGACCAGUUUUUUCCUUAUUGUGCUUUUGGUUGUGAUAUGAAAAAUCCUUUCCCUGGAACAUUAUUCCGUUUUCCUUUGAGGAAUGCAGAUCAGGCAGCUAAUAGUAAGCUCUCAAAACAUGUAUACUUGGAAGAUGACAUAUCUUCCAUGUUUGCUCAGCUUUAUGAAGAAGGAGUUUUCACACUUCUUUUUCUUAAAAGUGUACUUUCUAUUGACAUGUAUUUAUGGGACGCUGGAAUGUCCCAGCCAAGGAAGAUUCUUUCGUGCUCCAUCAACUCGGUCGGUGAUGAUACCAUUUGGCAUCGCCAGAUGCUUUUGAGGCUAUCAAAGUUAACAAAUUAUUCUGAUUGUGUGACAGAUGCCUAUUCAUUGGACUUUUUGAGCGAGAGAGUUAUUGAGAACCACUCUCAGAAGAGAAUAGAUACUUUCUAUAUAGCACAAACAAUGGCACCGGCAUCCAGUAGGAUUGGUUCUUUUGCUACAAGUGCAUCUAAAGAUUAUGAUAUUCACUUGUUGCCUUGGGCGUCAGUUGCUGCAUGCGUAUCAGAUCACUCAUCCGAUGAUGAUGUUCUUAAGCUUGGCCGGGCAUUCUGUUUCCUUCCUUUGCCAGUGAAAACUGGAAUGGCUGUGCAGGUUAAUGGAUACUUUGAGGUUUCUUCAAACCGUCGUGGCAUUUGGUAUGGUGCCGAUAUGGACAGAAGUGGAAAAAUUCGUUCUCUUUGGAACAGACUUCUUUUAGAAGACGUGGUUGCACCUACUUUUGCGCAGUUGUUGCUUGGUGUGCGAGGAUUGCUAGGUCCGACAAAAUUGUAUUAUACACUAUGGCCCACUGGUUCCUUUGAAGAGCCAUGGAACAUUUUAGUUGAACAUAUUUACAGGAACAUUGGUAAUGCUGCUGUCUUGUAUUCGGGCAUUGAAGGAGGAAAAUGGGUUUCACCAGUGGAAGCUUUUCUUCAUGAUGAGGAGUUCUCAAAAAGCAUGGAACUUGGGGAGGCGCUUGUACAGCUAGGAAUGCCUAUUGUUCAUUUGCCCAAUGUUUUGCUUAAUAUGCUCUUGAAAUGUGCUUCCAGUUUUCGGCAGAAACUGGUUACUCCUGAUUCUGUGAGGAAUUAUCUUAGGGAAAGCAAAAGUGUAAUUACAUUAAGUAGAUUUUACAAGCUUACAUUGUUGGAGUAUUGUCUUGAAGACCUUAUUGACGGUGAUGCUGGUGCUCAUGCUUAUGACCUGCCAUUGCUUCCUUUAGCAAAUGGGGACUUCGGAUUUUUGUCUGAAUCCUCAAAAGGGAUUUCUUAUUUUAUCUGUAAUGAGUCAGAAUACAUGCUUCUUCAACCAAUCUCAGAUAGAAUAAUUGAUCAUAAUAUUCCUCUCAACAUAUUGAGCAGUAUAUCAGCUAUUGCGAAGGCAUCAAAGACAAAUCUGACUCUGUUUAAUAUCAAUUAUUUACUUCAGUUAUUCCCUAAAUUUGUCCCUGCUGAUUGGAAACACAAAACCAAAGUUCUUUGGGAUCCAAAGUCUGAUUCUAGUCAUCCAUCUUCAUCAUGGUUUGUGCUUUUUUGGCAGUAUCUUAGAGAUCAUUGUGAAAAUUUGUCCCUGUUUGGUGAUUGGCCUAUCUUGCCAUCUCUCUCUGGGCAUCUCUUUAGACCUUCAAGACAAUCAAAACUGUUGAAUGUUGAGCAUCUGUCUGACAAGAUGCAAGACCUCCUUGUUAAGAUAGGAUGUAAGAUUCUGAACAGCAGUUAUGGUGUUGAACACUCCGACUUAUCACAUUAUGUAUAUGGUGCUGAUUGCGCUGGUGUUCUGGGGUCAAUUUUCGACGUUGCCUCUUCAAAUGAUAGCAUCAUGCAAACAUUUCAUUAUUUGGGAGUGGAAGAGAGGGAUGAGCUUCGUCAAUUUCUUCUGGAUCAAAAAUGGUAUAUUGGAAAAGGUAUGGCUGAUGCUGACAUAUGGAAUUGCAAGAGGCUGCCUAUUUAUAGGGUCUAUUGUGGAGAAUCUGCUCAAAAUUCCCAGUAUUCAGAUUUAGAAAACCCUCAAAAAUACUUACCGCCAUUGGAUGUUUCUGAGUGCUUCCUUUGUGGCGAGUUUAUUAGCAGUUCUUCAUAUGAUGAAGAAGAGGUUUUAAAAAGAUAUUAUGGAAUUGAUCGAAUGGGGAAGACAUGCUUUUAUAAGCAACAUGUAUUGAACAGACUUGAGGAGUUGCAACCUGAGGUUCGUGACAGAAUCAUGCUUUCAGUUCUGCAAGAGCUACCACAAUUAUGUGUUGAGGAUGCAUCUUUCAGGGAAGAUCUGAGAAAAUUGGAAUUUGUUCCAACCUCUGGUGGUUCGGUGAAGUGUCCUGCAGUGCUAUAUGAUCCUCGUAAUGAAGAAUUAUAUGCGUUAUUAGAAGAUUCUGAUAGUUUCCCUUGUGGUGUAUUCCAAGAAUCAGGCAUUUUGGACAUGCUACAAGGUUUGGGCCUCAAGACGGCUGUUUCUCCUGAAACAGUCAUACAAAGUGCUAGACAGGUAGAACGGUUAAUUCACGAAGAUCAACAAAGGGCAUAUUCAAGAGGCAAAGUGAUUCUUUCUUACCUGGAAGUGAAUGCAUUGAAGUGGGUACCUAAUCCAGCAAAUGCUGAUCAAGGAACAAUGAAUAGAAUGUUGUCACGAGCUGCAACUGCAUUCAAACCACGUAAUUUGAAAUCUGACCUGGAGAAAUUCUGGAAUGAUCUCCAGAUGAUUUGCUGGUGCCCAGUUCUUGUUUCUUCUCCUUAUCAUACUUUACCAUGGCCUGUUGUGUCAUCUAUGGUUGCUCCUCCAAAGCUUGUAAAAUUAUACAGAGACUUGUGGCUUGUAUCAGGAAGCAUGCGGAUACUGGAUGGAGAAUGCUCAUCCACAGCCUUAGCACAUCACCUUGGGUGGUCUUCUCCACCCGCAGGAAGUGUAAUUGCUGCCCAACUACUUGAGCUUGGGAAAAAUAAUGAGAUUGUGACGGAUCAGGUGCUUCGGCGGGAAUUGGUCUUAGUGAUGCCAAGGAUAUACUCCAUACUAAUGGGCAUGAUUGGUUCGGAUGAGAUGGACAUUGUGAAAGCCGUUUUAGAAGGGUGCCGAUGGAUUUGGGUGGGAGAUGGAUUUGCAACCUUGGAUGAGGUUGUCCUUAAUGGUCCUCUUCAUUUGGCUCCCUAUAUACGAGUUAUACCUGUUGACUUGGCAGUUUUCAGGAAUUUAUUUUUGGAACUCGGUGUUCGUGAAUUCUUGAAGCCCAGUGACUAUGCUAAUAUUUUAUGCAAAAUGGCUAUGAAGAAAGGUUCCAGUCCUCUGGAUGAACAGGAAAUCAGGGCUGCUAUACUGAUUGCGCAGCAUCUGGCUGGAGUUCAGUUUUAUGAACAGGAAAUUAAGAUCUAUCUACCAGACAUAUCAGGCAGACUAAUUAAUGCUACUGAUCUAGUUUAUAAUGAUGCUCCCUGGUUGCUUGGCUCAGAAGAUGUUAAUAGCUCAUUGGAUAAUGCCUCUACCGUGGCCUUAAAUGCAAAGAGAACUGUUCAAAAAUAUGUGCAUGGAAACAUUUCUAAUGAUGUUGCAGAGAAGCUUGGUGUCCGUUCACUUCGGAGAAUGCUGCUUGCCGAGAGUGCUGAUUCAGUGAAUUUGAGUUUGUCUGGCGCUGCUGAAGCAUUCGGACAGCAUGAAGCUUUGACGACCAGACUUAAACAUAUACUUGAAAUGUAUGCAGAUGGACCUGGGAUUCUGUUUGAGCUAGUGCAAAAUGCAGAGGAUGCAAGAGCUUCCGAGGUAGUCUUUCUCUUGGACAAAACUCAGUAUGGGACUUCAUCCAUUCUCUCUCCUGAAAUGGCAGAUUGGCAAGGCCCUGCUCUGUACUGUUUCAAUGACUCUGUUUUCAGUCAGCAAGAUUUAUACGCUAUAUCACGUAUUGGUCAAGAAAGCAAGCUAGAGAAUCCUUUUGCAAUUGGAAGAUUUGGGCUGGGAUUUAAUUGUGUUUAUCACUUUACAGACAUCCCCUCAUUUGUUUCGGGGGAAAACGUUGUCAUGUUUGAUCCUCAUGCCUGUAAUUUGCCCGGAAUCUCUCCAUCUCACCCUGGCUUGCGAAUUAAGUUUGUGGGCAGAAGGAUUUUGGAACAAUUUCCAGAUCAAUUUUCUCCUUUCCUACACUUUGGUUGUGAUUUGCAGCAUUCAUUUCCUGGCACACUCUUCCGUUUUCCCCUCAGGAGUGCAAAUGUUGCUUCUCGAAGCCACAUAAAGAAAGAAGGAUAUGCUUCUGAAGAUGUAAUAUCACUCUUCUCUUCUUUUUCUGAGGUGGUUUCUGAAACUUUACUGUUUCUCCGCAAUGUAAAAACCAUCUCCAUUUUUGUCAAAGAAGGAUCUAGUAAUGGGAUGCAACUACUACAUCGUGUUCACAAAUCCUGUGUCAGUGAGCCUGAAGCUGAACCCAGUGCAUUUCAUCAUAUGUUAAGUAUUAUGCAUGGAAAUCAGCAAGAUGCAUUGGAAAAGGAUCAGUUCCUUAACAAACUGAGCAAAUCCAUAAACAAAGAUUUGCCAUGGAAAUCUCAGAAGAUUGUGGUGACAGAGCAAAGCACUUCUGGUGAUAAAGCACACUUGUGGUUAACUAGUGAAUGCUUAGGUGGUGGCCUUGUUAAGAACAAUUCUGCAUCUUUUGAUACCAAAUCUCGAAAAUAUAUUCCUUGGGCUUGUGUUGCUUCAUAUUUACAUUCGGUAGAGGUUAAUAGGGAAUUGAGUGAUACCCAAAAUACUGAGGAAUCUUGCAUUAUUAAUUCUGAUAUACUUCAAGUUCCUAUCACUACUCUCCAGGAAAUAAAGAAUUUUGAGGGUCGUGCCUUUUGCUUUUUACCACUGCCAAUCUUUACUGGUCUUCGAGUGCAUGUUAAUGCAUAUUUUGAAUUGUCGUCAAACCGAAGGGAUAUAUGGUUUGGUAAUGACAUGGCAGGGGGUGGGAAAAAACGCUCAGACUGGAAUAUGUACCUCCUUGAAGAUGUGCUUGCCCCAGCUUAUGGACACUUGCUUGAGAAAGUUGCACUGGAAAUUGGCCCAUGCGAUUUAUUCUUUUCAUUUUGGCCAACAACAAUAGGGUUAGAACCCUGGGCAUCAAUUGUGCGGAAACUCUACCAUUUUAUUGCCGAGUUUGGUCUCCGUGUACUGUAUACAAAAGCCAGAGGGGGCCAGUGGAUCUCAACCAAACAGGCUAUUUUUCCUGAUUUUUCUUUUAAGAAGGCACAUGAGCUUGUAGAAGCAUUAUCAGAUGCUGGUUUGCCAGUUGUAACUGUUUCAAAGCCACUUGUGGAGAAAUUUAUGGAGAUCUGUCCAUCAUUGCAUUUCCUUACGCCUCAGUUACUGCGGUCGCUGUUGAUUCGGCGAAAGCGUGAAUUUAGGGACAGGAGUGCAAUGAUCUUGACCCUUGAGUAUUGCUUACUUGAUUUGAGACCUCCUUUACAAUCUGAUAAUUUGUAUGGUUUACCUUUGGUUCCUCUUUCCAAUGGUUUAUUCACAAAUUUCGAGAAGAGAGGGGCGGGUGAAAGAAUUUAUAUUGCACGUGGAGAAGAGUAUGGUCUUCUCAAGGAUUCAGUCCCACAUCAACUUAUAGAUUGUGGGAUCUCUGAUGCUCUUCACAAGAAGUUAUGUGAUAUAGCCCAAAGCGAGGAUUUCAACAUUUCUUUUUUGACAUGCCAUUUGCUCGAGAAGCUCUUUUUGAGAUUAUUUCCAGCAGAGUGGCAGAAUGCUAAAUGGGUAACUUGGGCCCCUGGUCACGAAGGGCAGCCUAGUUUGGAAUGGAUGGGGGUGCUAUGGAACUAUCUGAAGUCGUGUUGUGACGAUCUUUCAGUAUUUUCUAAGUGGCCUAUUUUGCCAGUUGGAAACAGUUAUCUCUUGCAGCUUGUCAGAAAUUCAAAUGUAAUUAAAGAUGAUGGCUGGAGCGAGAACAUGUCUUCUCUGUUGCUGAGAGUAGGAUGCCUAAUAUUGAGACGCGACCUUCCAAUAGAUCAUCCACAACUAGAAAAUUAUGUGCAGUCUCCAACGGCAACUGGCAUUUUAAAUGCAUUACUGGCAGUUGCCAAUAAGCCAGAAAACAUUGAGGAUCUCUUUGGUGAUGCAUCUGAGAGUGAGCUGCAUGAACUUCGCAGUUUUAUUCUUCAGUCAAAGUGGUUCAGUGAAGGCUCAGUGAAUGACAUGCAUAUGGACAUCAUCAAACACCUCCCUAUGUUUGAGUCAUUCAAAAGCAGAGAACGAGUAUGUUUGACUAAACCUACCAAAUGGCUUCAACCAAAUGGUGUGCGGGAGGAUCUUUUGGAUGAUAACUUCGUACGCAUGGAAUCAGAGAAAGAAAGAAGCAUUCUGAAAAAUUAUUUAGAGAUUAGAGAACCUUCAAGGGUGGAGUUCUACAGAAGUUGCGUACUCAGUCGCAUGCCAGAAUUUAUUUCACAGAAGGGAGCGCUCUCGACCAUUUUACAUGAUGUUAAGCUUUUGAUUGGAGAGGAUAACUCCAUCAAAAUGGUACUUUCCAAUACACCUUUUGUUUUGGCACGUGAUGGAACUUGGCGGGAGCCAUCGAGGCUUUAUGAUCCUCGUGUUCCUCAGCUACAAAAGGUGCUCCAUGGAGAAGUUUUCUUCCCUUCUGAUAAAUUCUCAGAUCCUGAAACUCUGGAUACUCUAGUGAACCUUGGACUUAGACAAACCUUGGGCUAUACUGGUUUGCUUGAUUGUGCUAGGUCAGUUUCUAUGUUGCAUGAUUUGAGUGACUCAGAAACUGUCAGCUACGGGAGGAGGUUACUUGUUUGUUUGGAUGUAAUGGCAUUCAGACUCUCAAGUGAGGAAUGUGAGGGAGAUUCUGAUGAAUGUAGAACUGCCAUUGAAUGUCAGACCAGCAGUGCUUCUGAUGGCAAAGCAGUGGAUCACACUCCAGAGUGUUCUGAGAACAGUUCUGAAGAUGUUCUUGACAUUGAUUUAUUUGUAGGCAACCUGAUCGAUGAUAAGCCUGGAGAAGAAUUUUGGUCAGAAUUAAAAUCCAUUUCUUGGUGCCCUGUAUAUGCUGAUCCUCCUCUACAAGGUCUUCCAUGGUUGGUAUCAAGCCUUCAAGUGGCAGCUCCGGUCAUUGUGAGACCUAAAUCCCAGAUGUGGAUUGUUUCGUCUAAGAUGCAUAUCUUAGAUGGUGAAUGCUGCUCAAUGUACCUACAACGUAAACUUGGUUGGGUGGAUUGCCUAAAUGUAGAUAUAUUGUCCUCUCAACUAAUUUCACUAUCCAAAUCCUAUGCUCAGAGGAAGCUACAUAAUACAGUGGAACCAAUUUUUGAUGCUGCACUGCAAAAAGAAAUUCCUUCACUUUAUUUAAAGAUGCAAGAAUAUAUUGGUACCGAUGGUUUUAUGGUUCUAAAAUCUGCCUUGAAUGGUGUUUCAUGGAUUUGGAUUGGAGACGAUUUUAUAUCCUCAAAUGCACUUGCAUUUGAUUCACCAGUGAAAUAUAGUCCCUACCUGUAUGUCGUACCAUCUGAGUUAUCGGAAUUCAGAGAUUUGCUUUUGGCAUUAGGUGUCAGAAUUAGUUUUGAUGUUUUUGAUUAUUUUCAUGUUCUACAUCGCUUGCAGAAUGAUGUGAAAGGGUACCCCCUAUCAACUGAUCAGUUGAGUUUUGUCCAUCGUGUCCUAGAAGCUGUUGCAGAUUGUUAUUCAGAUAAGCCAUUGCUUGAGGCUUCUAAUACUCCAUUGUUAAUUCCAGAUUCUUCUGGAGUUCUUAUGUGUUCUGCAGAUCUUGUAUAUAAUGAUGCACCAUGGCUGGAGAAUAAAACCUUCACCGGGAAGCAUUUCAUACAUCCAAGUAUGAGUAAUGAUCUGGCAAAUAGGUUGGGGGUUCAAUCACUUCGUUGUAUGUCUCUAGUCAGUGAUGAAAUGACUAAAGAUUUACCAUGCAUGGACUAUGCUAGAGUAUGUGAGCUUCUUGAAUUGUUUGGGAACAAUGACUUUUUGUUAUUUGACCUUCUAGAGUUAGCGGAUUGCUGCAAAGCAAAAAAGCUUCACCUGAUCUUCGACAAGAGGGAACAUCCACGUCAGUCUUUGUUGCAGCACAAUCUAGGUGAAUUUCAAGGGCCUGCUCUUGUAGCCAUUCUGGAAGGGGCCAACUUGAGUAGAGAGGAAGUAAGUAGCCUACAGUUUCUUCCUCCAUGGAGACUGCGGGGCGAUACCGUUAACUACGGGUUAGGACUACUUGGCUGUUAUUUCAUCUGUGAUCUCCUAUCAGUUGUUUCUGAGGGCUACUUUUAUAUGUUUGAUCCUCGUGGCUUGGCUUUUGCGGUACCUUCAACCCUUGCUCCUGCAGCAAAAAUGUUCUCUCUGAUGGGUACAAAUCUGACCGAGCAAUUCCGUGAUCAAUUCAACCCAAUGCUCAUUGGUCAAAAUAUGCCAUGGUCAUCGUCAAAUACUACCGCUAUCCGCAUGCCUCUUUCAUCUGAAUGCAUGAAAGAUGGAAUUGAGGGUGGAUUGGAGAUAAUAAAACAAAUAUUCAACAAAUUUACGGAGCAUGGUUCUAGAACACUUCUAUUCUUAAAAUCAGUUUUACAGGUUUCACUAUCAACAUGGGAGGAAGGAAGUACACAGCCUUGUCAAGAUUAUUCAAUUUAUAUUGAUUCCUCAUAUGCAAUUGCUAGAAAUCCUUUUUCAGAAAAGAAGUGGAGAAAGUUCCAAAUAUCAAGGUUAUUUAGUAGCUCAAAUGCUGCGACCAAGUUCCAUGUAAUAGAUGUGAAGUUGUACAAAGGAGGAAGUAGAGUUGUUGAUCGAUGGCUCAUUGUGCUUAGCCUGGGUUCUGGGCAAACAAGAAAUAUGGCCCUUGAUAGGCGCUAUUUGGCAUACAACUUGACACCUGUUGCUGGAGUUGCAGCACAUGUAUCCCGAAAUGGCCAUCCUGCUGAGGCUUAUUUGUCAAGUUCUAUUAUGUCCCCUCUUCCUUUAUCUAGUGAAAUAAACUUACCUGUCACAGUUCUUGGAUGUUUCCUUGUGCGUCAUAAUCGAGGUCGUUACCUCUUCAAAUAUCAAGACAUGGAAGCUUUGGCAGAGGCACAACCUGAUGCUGGAAAUCAGUUGAUAGAAGCAUGGAACAGAGAACUGAUGUAUUGUGUCCGUGAUUCCUACAUCGAAAUGGUGUUGGAAAUGCAGAAGUUAAAAAGAGAACCAUCAAGUUCUACUCUUGAGUCCAGUGUGGGCCAUGCUGUUGGUGUAACUUUGAAUGCCUACGGAGAUCAAAUUUAUUCUUUCUGGCCUAGGUCUGCUGGGCAUUCAUCUAGUUCUCAAGUAGUUGACAGCAAUAACCUAACUUCAACAAAGAUGCUUAAGGCAGACUGGGAAUGCUUAGCUGAACAAGUAAUUAGGCCUUUCUAUGCCCGCGUCGUCGACCUUCCUGUGUGGCAGCUGUUCUCAGGAAAUCUAGUCAAGGCUGAAGAGGGUAUGUUUCUUUCACAACCUGGAAAUGGGGUGGGUGGGAAUUUGCUACCAGCCACAGUUUGUGCCUUUGUGAAGGAACAUUAUCCAGUGUUUUCAGUGCCUUGGGAAUUGGUGACUGAAAUCCAGGCAAUAGGGAUCUAUGUUCGAGAAAUCAAACCAAAGAUGGUUCGAGACCUUCUUAGGGUUUCUUCAACUUCUAUCAUUCUUCGAUCAGUUGAUACAUAUGUAGAUGUCAUUGAGUAUUGUUUGUCUGACAUUCAGUUUAUGAACCCAUCUGAUUUGAGUGGAGAUGAUAAAUUAGUGGACAUCAUCUAUAGAGCAAGCAAAGAAGGGGGCAGCAGCUCUGCUUCUGGAUCAAUCCCAGGUUUGCGGGGACUUCAUGGUAUGUCUGCCCCAGGUCAGGUCAGUUCGGGUCCUUCAGGAGGUGAUGCACUAGAAAUGAUGACUAGUUUAGGGAAGGCUUUAUUUGACUUUGGCCGGGGAGUUGUUGAAGAUAUUGGUAGGGCAGGUGGUCCAAUGGUUCAGUGGAACAGUGUGGAUGGUAUCAAUGACGGAAUCAUCAAAAAUGUGGAUCAGAAGCUUUUAUCUAUAGCUGCUGAGCUUAAAGGCUUACCAUGUCCAACAGCAACAAAUCAUUUAAUAAGGUUGGGGGCUACUGAAGUUUGGGUUGGAAACAAGGAGCAACAAACCCUGAUGGUUUCUUUAGCAGCAAAGUUUAUCCAUCCAAAAGUAUUGGAAAGACCAAUCUUGGCUGAUAUUUUUUCUAACAGUACAUUUCAAAUGUUACUGAAACUGCAAAGCUUCUCUCUUCACUUGCUGGCUAAUAAUAUGAGGCUGCUUUUUAAUGAAAACUGGGUGAAUCAUGUGAUAGAAUCAGAUAUGGCUCCUUGGUUUUCAUGGGAAAACACUAUGGGCUCUGGUAGUGAAGGGGCACCUUCUCCUGAAUGGAUAAGGCUCUUCUGGAGAAGUUUUAGUGGCUCAUUGCAAGACCUCUCACUCUUCUCUGAUUGGCCUCUUAUUCCGGCUUUUCUUGGUAGGCCAAUCCUAUGCCGUGUAAGGGAGCGUCAUCUGGUUUUCAUUCCACCCUCCAUUAUAGAUGCAAACUCCGCAUCCACUCUAACUGAAAUGGGUGCGACAGAAAGUGAUCCAUCUGUAUUAGUUUCUGAGUCUGAAUCAAUCCAGCCCUACACUUUAGCUUUUAAGGUUGCCAAAAGCAGAUAUCCUUGGUUGUUGUCAUUACUGAACCAGUGCAACAUACCCAUAUUUGAUGCUACUUUCAUUGACUGUGCUGCUCCAUGUAAUUGUUCCCCUUCACCUGACCAAUCAUUGGGGCAAGUUAUUGCAUCCAAGCUUGUGGCAGCUAAUCAUGCUGGCUAUUUCCCUGAACUAACUUCGUUUUCAGCUUCAGAUUGUGAUGAACUUUUAACAUUAUUUGCUUCUGAUUUCUUUUCUAAUGGCUCAAAAUAUGCGACUGAAGAACUUGAAGUGUUACAUGAUCUGCCUAUAUAUAAAACUGUUGUUGGGUCAUACACCAAAUUGCAAAAUCAAGAUCUGUGUAUGAUCUCUUCAAAUUCAUCCCUCAAGCCAUAUGAUGAGUGUUGCCUUUUUUACCACACAGACUCCACUGAAAGUUUAUUACUUAAAGCCCUUGGGGUGCCUGAGUUGCAUGAUCAACAAAUUUUGGUAAGGUUUGGGUUACCUGGGUUUGAACAGAAGCCCCAGUCCGAGCAGGAGGACAUUCUGAAAUAUCUUUAUACAAAUUGGCAUGAUCUCCAAUUAGAUUCUUCCAUUGUUGAAGCAUUGAAGGAGACUAAUUUUGUAAGAAAUGCUGAUGAAUUUUCAGUAGAUCUGUCUAAACCGAAGGAUCUGUUUGAUCCUGGUGAUGUUCUAUUAACGUCUGUAUUCUCUGGUGAGAUAAAGAAAUUUCCUGGAGAAACGUUUAUUACAGAUGGAUGGCUUUGCAUUUUGAGAAAAGCAGGCCUUCGAACUGCAACAGAAGCAGAUGUGAUACUUGAAUGCGCCAAAAGAGUAGAAUCCCUUGGAUGUGAAUAUUUAAAUUCUAACAGGGUUCUUGAUGAAUUUGAGACAGACUUUUACAACUCUCAGAAUGAAGUUUCUCUGGAAAUCUGGUUGUUAGCUGAAUCUGUUGUCAAAGUGAUAUUCUCAAACUUUGCUGUCCUUUAUGGCAACAACUUCUGCAAUUCCCUUGGCAAGAUUGCAUGCGUGCCUGCGGAAAAGGGUUUUCCAAAUGUUGGUGGCAAGAAAGGUAGGAAAAGGGUGCUUUGUUCAUACAAUGAAGCUAUCUUACUGAAGGAAUGGCCACUCGCCUGGAGCUGUGCUCCCAUUCUUUCCAGACAAAGUGUUGUUCCACCUGAGUACUCUUGGGGAGCACUCCAUCUCAGGAGCCCUCCAGCAUUUUCUACAGUUUUAGAACACCUGCAGGUUAUUGGAAGAAAUAAUGGUGAAGACACCCUCGCUCACUGGCCAACUGCAUCAGGCUUGAUGACUAUUGAUGAGGCUUCUCUUGAGGUCUUAAAGUACCUGGACAAGGUUUGGGGUUCCCUUUCUUCUUCAGAUAGAGCAGAAUUGCAGACAGUGCCAUUUAUGCCAGCUGCAAAUGGUACACGCUUGGUGACAGCAAGCUCUCUUUUUGCACGUCUAACAAUAAACCUAUCCCCAUUUGCAUUUGAACUACCUACUGUAUAUCUUCCCUUUGUGAAGAUUCUUAAAGAGUUGGGACUUCAGGACAUGCUAUCUAUUCCAUGUGCAAAAGAUAUCCUUUUGAAUCUUCAGAAAGCUUGUGGAUAUCAGCAUCUAAAUCCAAAUGAACUUCGUGCUGUAAUGGAAAUUUUGUUUUUCGUCUGUGAUAAAACCACCCAGGCAAACAUGUCAGAUAGGUCCAACUGGGCAUCGGCAGCUAUUGUCCCAGAUGAUGGAUGCAGACUUGUUCAUGCUAAAUCAUGUGUGUACAUUGAUUCUUAUGGUUCCCGGUAUAUCAAAUAUAUCGACUCUUCCAGGCUAAAAUUUGUUCACCCAGAUCUUCCUGAGAGAAUAUGUACAGCUUUGGGAAUCAAAAAACUGUCGGAUGUUGUUGUACAGGAACUAGAUCAUGGGGAGAAUCUACAGAUUUUGGAACAGAUUGGGUCAGUUCAACUAGCAGCCAUCAGACACAAGUUGUUAAGUAAAUCAUUUCAGGCUGCAGUAUGGAAUGUUUUUAAUAGUGUAGUCAGUGACAUUCCAGCAUUUGAUAACCUAGCUUUGGAGAAAAUACGGAGUUCUCUGGAGUCCGUUGCAGAAAUGCUGCAGUUUGUUAGGUGCCUCCGAACUCGUUUUCUUCUCCUCCCAAAAUCUUUAGACAUUACUCGUGUAGCUAAGGAGUCCUUAAUUCCUGGGUGGGAGGGUGGACCCCAAAAUCGGACUCUUUAUUUUGUUGACCAGUUGAAGACGUGUAUGUUAGUUGCCGAACCGCCAACUUAUAUAUCUGUUCUUGAUGUUAUUGCAAUUGUUGUGAGCCAAGUAUUAGGCUCUCCAAUCCCACUGCCUAUUGGAUCUUUAUUUCUAUCUCCUGAAGACUCUGAGACUGCAAUUGUCAAUGUCUUAAAACUUUCUUCUGACAAGGGAGUAACUGAGUGCACAGGUGAAAAUAAUGGUUUUCUAGGCAGGGAAAUAGUGCCCCAAGAUGCUAUUCAAGUACAAUUUCACCCAUUGAGACCCUUCUAUACGGGAGAAAUUGUGGCUUGGCGGUCUCAAAAUGGAGAGAAGUUGAAAUAUGGUAGAGUUCCAGAGGAUGUUAGACCAUCAGCAGGACAAGCACUCUAUAGAUUCAAGGUGGAAACAGCACCUGGGCUGAUUGAGCCUCUUCUUUCGUCACAUGUUUUCUCAUUCAGAAGUGUUGCAUUUGGCAGUGAGGCUUCCUCAUCAACCAUGCUGGAGGAUAAUGGUACAGUUACUGAAAACAUACUGCAUGGUGAAGAAUCAGAUGGUUCUGGGAGAGGCAAAGCAACACAUAAGCAGCAGCCAGGUAAAGAGCUCCAGUAUGGCCGAGUAUCAGCCGCAGAACUAGUGCAGGCAGUUCAUGAGAUGCUUUCUGCAGCUGGGGUCAAUAUGGAUGUGGAGAAGCAGUCCCUACUGCAGACAACAGUAACACUGCAAGAACAACUGAAGGAGUCUCAGGCAGCACUUUUGCUUGAGCAGGAGAGGUCUGAAACGGCAGCCAAAGAAGUUGAUACAGCUAAAGCAGCAUGGUCGUGCCGAGUCUGUUUGAGCAAUGAAGUCGAUAUUACAAUAGUUCCUUGUGGUCAUGUACUCUGUCGUCGAUGCUCAUCUGCUGUAUCCAAGUGUCCAUUCUGUCGACUGCAAGUCUCGAAAACUAUAAGAAUUUAUCGGCCUUGAUGACGUUGGUGCUUCAAAGAGGCACUUAGUUAACUGAAUCUGGGAUUUUACCUUUUUUUUCCCUUUCCCGGAUGGACCAAUGUUAUUUUUCUUUGCUUUUCCUUUGUGAAGGAAAAAAAGUGGAAAGAAAGAAAGUAUAGGAACUAUUGGAAGAGAGUAAUUUCUGUGUGUUGAUGUAAAAAAGGUGCAGGGAUCAUAGUGAGAAAGUGGUACUAAAGUCUCAGCUUCAAAUUCAUAUCCGAAGUUCUUGUUUUUUUUUUUUUUUUUUCCCUAGUUGGUAUUUACAUACAUUGCCUCCACUAAGAUUCGAAUCCCUAACCUCCCUUUGGAAAGUAGGGGCCUUGUACCGUUAGGUCACAUGCCUGUUGGUUUCUCCAUGUCAUUGUAAUGGAGUACAUUGUACAUAAAGAUUAAUCAAAGUCGAUACAAGUUGAGAUGUGAAA
Molecule: messenger RNA, 14920 nt
Organism: Cornus florida
Lineage: Eukaryota; Viridiplantae; Streptophyta; Magnoliopsida; Cornales; Cornaceae
Exons: 13
Coding region: 141-14477 (4778 amino acids)
Molecular function (GO): Hsp70 protein binding
Source: RefSeq, a predicted model, not a curated record